UUUGCAGUGAACCUCUGUGAUUAUUUCUAGCCGACAUUUGCAGUUCCUUAAGAUAAGCAAUAAGAGAAGGAAGCGCUGGUCACCAUGGAGCUAAAGUAGCAGAGAGAUAAGACCUGAUCAUUGUUUUUGGACACUUCCUCUGAUCUUGUCCCGCCGAAGACGGAAACUGGAGGCAGUUUCAGAGUGGACCCAGAAUUACUGACCAAGCAAAAAAAAUAUUGAAGAUCCAUCUUGUAUGGAGAAUCUCAAGUGGAGCGAGGAUGUCUCAGAUGAUGAAGGUUGAAGCUGAUGAACCUGGAGGGUUCAGUUUGGAGUCUCCCAUAUCUGCAGCAUCCACAUCGGAACUGGAUGAAACACAGGACAACAAAGAUCUCAUGUUGCCACUCCAUCAGAUGUUGGUGAUUAAAGAGGUUCCUCAUGACUGGACCCCCAGUUUGGGCCAGCAGGACCCUGUCAACCCCCACAUAAAGGAGGAAGACGAGGAGUUGUGGAUCAGUCAGGAGGAAGAGCAACUUACUGUGAAGAUUGAAGAUGAAGAGAAACCUCAGUUAUCAGAGCUCUACCACAACAAAACUGAAGACAACAUGGAGGCGGCAGCUUUAACCACUUGGUCAGUUGAACAGAUGGAAACAGAAUCUAAUGGAGAAGACUGUGGAGGACCAGAACCAGACUGGAACCAAGAUCCAGUAGACUCUUUUCAAGAAAGUACGAGAAAAGUUAAAUUAGGUACAAGAAGCAAAAGAGCUAAGAGUUCUAAACAUACAGCUCAGACUGGAGUCCAUGUAAGAGAGGAGCUAUUCGGUUGCAGUGUUUGUGGCAAAGGUUUCAAACAUAAGGCUUCUGUUAAAAUCCACAUGAUGGUUCACACUGGAAAGAGAACACAUUACUGUGGUCUUUGUGGGAAAGGAUUUAUUGGAAAGUGCCAUCUUCAGACACAUAUGCGACUCCACACUGGAGAGAAACCCUUUGUAUGUGAUUAUUGUGGUAAAGCGUUUCAUGCAAAGAACUUUCUUAAGACUCAUGCGAUAAUCCAUUCAGAAGAAAACCAUUUUUCUUGUGAGGUUUGCGGUAGAAGAUUUCAUAGAAAGGAUAGUAUUAAACAGCACAUGAGGAUCCACACGGCAGAAAAACCAUUUGUUUGUAGUGUUUGCAACAGAAGAUUUGCACAAGAUGUUGUUCUAAAGAGACACAUGCAUGUUCACACAGGACACAAACAGUUUACCUGUAGUGUUUGCAGUAAAGGUUUUUCCCAACAAAAUGUUCUCCAGAGUCACCUGCGCGUUCACACAGGAGAGAAACCAUUUAUUUGUAGCAUAUGCAGUAAAGGAUUUUCCUUACAAAAUGUAUUAAAGAGACACAUGCGUAUUCACACCGGUGAAAAACCAUUUAUUUGUAGCGUCUGUAGUAAAGGAUUUUCACGACAAGAGAAUCUGAGGAAUCACACGCGCGUUCACACUGGAGACAGACCGUUUGUUUGCGCUGUUUGUUCUAAAAGGUUUUCACGACAAGGAUAUUUGAAAAAACACAUGGAGGUUCACACUUCACCAUUUAGCUGUAGUGAGUGUGAUGAACGCUUUGUGAAGGAAAUCCAGUUGGAGCGACACGUGAGGCUUCACACGGAGGAGAGGCCAUUUAGUUGUGACGUCUGUAAAAACAGAUUUUUUAGGAUGUGUCAUCUUAAAAACCACUUGAGAGUCCAUUCAGGAGAAAAACCAUAUGUUUGCAGUAUUUGUUGUAAAGCAUUUUCACAACAGAUUAUUCUAACAAGGCACAUGUAUGUCCACACAAGAGAGAAACCAUUUGUUUGCAGUGUUUGCAAUAAAUCGUUUUCACGACGUGGAGAUCUGAAGAGCCACAUGCAUGUUCAUGGAGAGUGCAACUAAUUGUGUUUCUGAAAAACACAUUUUUCACAUUUUCCACUUUCUGUGGGCACACAUUCUGUCUUUAACUGGAUUUAUUUUUUCUUCAGUGAGUACAGACUCUUUAAACAAAGUUUGAUGUUGUCAAUGAUUCAUCACAUCCAGGAUAAUUAAAAAAAGUUACCUGUAGUGAGGUUUUUUUAUUAUUAUAGCUAAACAAACUUAGAUUGGGUUCUGUCACAUCAACAGGCAGCUCUGUAGAAUUCCCUGGGUUAACCGCAUCACGGGUUAUGUCACCAAAUUACCGUAGAGCUGGUGCACACCUGUCUGAAAACAUUUAGCUGUAGUUACGGUUUUAUUUCUGAAAAAGAUGCAUUGAAACCAGACUUUUCGGUUCCAAUGUCUGGUAGAUUUGAGUAGAAGAGCCAUCCUGUUACCCAAAUGUUCAUGCACACAUGAGAAAUACUUUUGCUUUGUGAUUCUGGUGUAUUUUACAAUCCAUCAUUUAAACAACUGUCUCCCAAUCAUGGCUAUGGACAACACUCAGAUGCAGGUUUUAGAUAUUGUCUUGCUUUUACACAACUGGUUUAAAUUUAAAUGACAUUUGAAGUCAUUAGCUGAAUUCUUUAGACAUUUACCAGAAGUAUGGAUAGUUACUUGUGCUUAAUGUGAUUUAAGGGGCAUGGGGCUUCCUUUACGCAUUUGGUACAAAUGCGUGUCUAAAAAAACUACCAUAAAGUAAUUAGUCAGCUCAUAAGACAUUUACAAAAAAGAAAUCUGGUUAGUUUGUAUCUUGAAUGGACAACAAAGUAGAAAUUUCCGAGUAUCUUCCGAAUGAUUAAGUUCCCUUCUCCUUUCUUGUCAGAACACUUGGUUAUUUUAAGAUUAUGUCUAUAAAUAUUUUUAAUUGAUAACUCCUUCACUUUUAGAUCACAUGCUGGGGUCUCAUGGAAAUCCUUUCACCUUUGCUGGACUAAGGGCAUGUUUUGUACAUUGAUGCCACGUCACUGUGACCUGUACUGAUGCAAUAGAUUAACUUAUUUGGCCAACAAAAAAAUGCAAGCAUUGGUAGUCUUUUAUCUAACAGACAAUGUUUUGAAUCUACUGUGCACAUCAUAUUAAUGAACUUAUAGCUCUGCACAGAAUGAAUUACUUUCUUUGCUCUCAGGACUAUCUGUUAUUCAAUGUCAGUGUUAUUCUUGUACUGAAAUAUGUUUAAGGGCUUUCAUUGAAAGCACUCACUACGUUGAGUGUUUCAGUAUUUGAGGCUGAUUUCACCUCAUGUUCUUAUUUUCAGUAAUCCACUUGAAAUGUUAUAUAUCAUCUGUUCAUAUUUUUAGUUUUAUGUGACAUGGCCGAAAUAUUUGUUUUGGUCCUUCAGGUUCAAUCAUUCAUAUUGCGCGUACAUAGACUACUGUUUUGAAAUAUACUAAAACCUAUUAAAUACAUAUUUCUAAAUCUGUGUUUGGACUAAAUUUGAUUGUAUUUAAUUAAAGUUCAAAUUGUGAAGUUCAUUGAAAGUUCAGGGUUUCUUUGCUACACAAAAAAGUAAAUGUAAUUUUUUUUUUGUAAUGGUUGAUGUGAUAGAAUAAAUGUAAGUUUUUAUCA
Molecule: messenger RNA, 3467 nt
Organism: Gambusia affinis (western mosquitofish)
Lineage: Eukaryota; Metazoa; Chordata; Actinopteri; Cyprinodontiformes; Poeciliidae
Product: gastrula zinc finger protein XlCGF57.1-like
Exons: 3
Coding region: 261-1883 (540 amino acids)
Biological process (GO): regulation of transcription by RNA polymerase II
Cellular component (GO): nucleus
Molecular function (GO): DNA-binding transcription factor activity, RNA polymerase II-specific; RNA polymerase II cis-regulatory region sequence-specific DNA binding
Source: RefSeq, a predicted model, not a curated record